AUGGAAGACGCGCAUGAUGCUAAAAUUAAUGAGGAUGAAACUGUUGCCGUGUUUGGAGUAUUUGAUGGGCACGGAGGACAACAAUGUGCAGAGUACUUGUCAAAUCAUUUGACAAAGUAUAUUUUCAAACGACUCAUACAUCUACAAGACGCAAGUCGUUAUAACAGCAGUAGCAGCGGAAAAGUUUCUAGCAAUCAACAAGUUCUCAAGAUUUUGAAAGAUUCAUUUUUUAAGAUGGAUCACGAUUUGUCCAAUUCACAAAGCUAUAUCAAUUGUGGAUCAACUAGUGUCGUGGUGGCAAUUUUCAACAACAAGAUAUAUGUGGCAAACACUGGCGAUUCACGAUGUAUAAUAUCCACCAAUGAAGGCAAUUCCAAGACGUUAUCAUUUGACCAAAAGCCAAGUGUGAUUGGAGAAAGAGUACGCAUAGAGAAUAGUAAUGGGUAUGUGAUUAACAAUCGAGUUAAUGAAGUGUUGGCAUUGAGUCGAGCAGUUGGAGAUUUUAAAUUCAAGACUCCGUAUCUUACAUCUACAUUGAACAAGUAUAUCCUUGACAAUAUUACCGAAAUGUAUAAAAAGGGCCAGCAAGAGCAACUGAAUCUGAAACUGGGCAGUAGUGGUAGUAACAAGAGUAGUAGCAACAACAACAACAACAACAACAACAACAAUAAUAGCAAGCUGUCCUUGAGUAAUAAUACUAGUAACCUGUCACCACCAUCGCUACAGAUAUCGGAUCAUGAAUACAUACACAUUCCACCAGAAUUAUUUCAAGUAACUGUUGAACCAGAAAUUCUUAUAUUUGACAUGAAUGAAUUACAAACACCCGAAUUCAUUGUCAUUGCCUGUGAUGGAAUAUGGGACUGUUUCAAAAACGAUCAAUUAAUCAAAUUAAUCCGAGACAAAUUGGUACUAGGAUGGAAAUUGAAUAAGAUUGUUGAAUAUAUUUUAAAUGACAGUUUAACCAUGGCUAAUAACUAUACUGGUAUUGGGCUAGAUAACAUGACAUUGAUUAUAGUGGCUUUACAUCCUGGUAAAAGUCUAGACGAUUGGUAUAGUGAUAUGAUUUUCAAGAUUGAAAAGGAAAAAGGAUUACAUUAG
Lodderomyces parapsilosis is the source of this 1098-nucleotide messenger RNA. It is a transcript of the gene PTC4, whose product is annotated as type 2C protein phosphatase. The transcript has a single exon. Gene Ontology annotation, biological process: protein dephosphorylation. Lineage: Eukaryota; Fungi; Ascomycota; Pichiomycetes; Serinales; Debaryomycetaceae. Bases 1 to 1098 code for a protein of 365 amino acids. The record is from RefSeq and is a predicted model, not a curated record. Gene Ontology annotation, molecular function: cation binding; protein serine/threonine phosphatase activity.